GCUAAUGAACCUUUGCCAUUACUGCGGCUUCAUAGGGCACUUGGAUAGGGCCUGCUCAAUCAGACUCGAUGACAUUAAAUCUCACUCCCUCCAUGAAGGCCAAUAUGGAGCUUGGAUGCGAGCUACUGAUUUUAACAGAUGGGCAGGCCAACACUCUUCUGGCUCUCAAA
This is a messenger RNA of Striga hermonthica, 170 nucleotides long. Lineage: Eukaryota; Viridiplantae; Streptophyta; Magnoliopsida; Lamiales; Orobanchaceae. The record is from the annotation of a GenBank genome assembly.